Hemibagrus wyckioides is the source of this 968-nucleotide messenger RNA. RefSeq names its product transmembrane protein 252-like. The transcript has 2 exons. Lineage: Eukaryota; Metazoa; Chordata; Actinopteri; Siluriformes; Bagridae. Bases 17 to 562 code for a protein of 181 amino acids. The record is from RefSeq and is a predicted model, not a curated record.
UCACCUCAGUGAUACCAUGAUUACAAGGAAACACUUGCUGUCUGCAGCACGGCUCAUUUUGCCCACCAUUGGCCUGAGCCUCAUCUUUGCAGGCGCUUACAUGAAGUCCAUCCAAAGUGAACAAAUCCAAAUUCUCAUAGACAUUUCCUCUUACUUCUUUAUCAUACUGGGCUUCAUAAUGCUCGCCAUCGGAGUGGUGUGGUCUGUCGGUCACGGAAUGAAGAACGUGCUGCUGAAACGGUCAAUGCGGAGGUCUAGAGACGCUGAUGUCCAGAUUUUUACUGUGGACAGGGCUGACAUCUAUCCACCAUCGUAUGAGGAAUCUCAGGUCAGAAAUAAUGCUGUUGAGCUUGUCCCCACCAUCAUCUCCAUUCCUACAGGCACGGGAUGGGAUGGACCGGCUCCUCCGGUUUACACGCUGACCUGCAACGAGACCUUAGUUGAGGACUUCAGCCAUGAGGAACCACCUACGUAUCAACAAGCAGUUCUUCAGAGCCAGGCUGAAUCCCAAGCUUGCCAUCUACCCGCAAACGCAACUGUCGAGCCUCUGAACAGCUGCUGAUGGACGGAUCCUAGAGUGAGAUGUUCACUGAAAAAAUGCUUAGUGUUUGUCAAGGCUCUGUAAGGACCUGGAGUUUUUGAGGCUGUUAAUUGCCCCUGACUUUAGUAUCACUGGGAGUAAUUAUACUGUAAGCCUUGCUCUAAACUUGGAUCAGGACUAAAGAGCAAAUCUGAAAUGCUUCGAUGGAAUCCCAAGAGACAGAACCCGAGAGAAAAUACUGAAGACGAUGUAGACAUUGUGAUGAUCACAAUCACUUGGAAAUAAGACGUGAUCAUAGUAACAAGGAAACACAAACAUGACAAAAAGUCUCAUCUGAUUUAGUCUUAGUAUCCUGUGUUGAUGUAAUUUCCAAAAGAGCACAAAAUAGACAGAACUGGUCAAAAGAUACGAAUGAAAGCAUUAAGGU